Setaria italica (foxtail millet) is the source of this 2250-nucleotide messenger RNA. Its product is annotated as serine/arginine repetitive matrix protein 2. The coding region runs from base 217 to 1968 and encodes 583 amino acids. The record is from RefSeq and is a predicted model, not a curated record. NCBI's taxonomy places the organism in Eukaryota, Viridiplantae, Streptophyta, Magnoliopsida, Poales, Poaceae. The transcript is spliced from 8 exons.
AAUGCGUUUGGAGUUGACAGACUGCGGCAGCAUAUGGAAAAGAAUUCGUUCCAAUUCUGCUCGGUGCACUCGAAGCUGUUUCCCGUCAUCGCCAUCUCCGUCUCUUAUCUGAAAAUACACCUUCCCCACGAGGAGGAGAGGGUAGCUGGGGAGGAUUUGGAUUUGGGUAGCUAGCGACUGCUCGGAACCCUAGCUAGCCCCGGCCGCCGGCGGGCGAUGGCGGCGGCGGUGUUCCGCUCGGGGGCGAGGCGGGGGGACGCCUUCGCGGCCCUGGAGGACGCGGGCUCCGCCACGCGCGGGCGGCAGGCGGCCUCCGGAGGCAGCGGCGGCGGCGGGGGCAGCAGCGUCCGGCGGUCGAGGAGCCUGAGCCGGUUCCCGCCGCCGUCGCCGUCGCCCGAGGACGAGGCGACGCCGUCCUCGAGGUUCGUCAACAAGGUGCGGGGCGGCGCGUUCCCGCCGGAGGUCAGCCUCGACGACCUCGCCGACGAGUUCUUCCGGGCCAGGGCGGAGUCCGAAGACGACGACGAGGAGGAAAGUGUUGGGCGCGGCCGGUCGAGGUUCCCGGCGCCCGCCGAGAAGGGCGGCGGCGGCGGUCGGCGGAGCUCCACCGCGCGGUACGCCAGGGAGACGGAGUCGUCGCUGCAGCGGGGGCGCUCCGUGUCGCGGCCGCCGGCCGAGCGACGAGGCGUGGCGCCCAGUGCGGCGAAUGGCGGCCCUGCGGCGAGGAGGCAGCGGUAUGCGUCAGUGGACCGGCGCGCUUCCAUGGAUCGGCAUCGGUGGUGCGAUUCUGAUAAUGAUAUGGAAGUUUCUCACCGGAAUGUUUCUAGGGGGAUACAUACUAAAAGUAGUAGUGGCAAUAGCCUGCAGAAUUCAUUCAAUAAGCCAUCUAAAGCAAAUCAAGCUUUGAAGAGGUCUACAAGUCAAAAGGAUUUCUUUUAUUCACGAGAUAGCAGCUCGAGCCAUUCUUCGCUUACUGAUGAUGAUUCUAGGAGUUCUCACUCUUUCCAUAUCAGGAAUCAGAAGGCAGUAUAUGGUCUUGACAAGGACCACCAAAUUAGUGAUGAGGCUGGAAAUGUAUUGUAUGAUGUAAUGCGUAAAGAAGUUAGGCAAGCUGUUGAAGAAAUCAGGACUCAGCUUGAAAAGGCCGUGACAAAAUCAGAACCUCCAGAAAAGGCAUUAAGUAGUGAUGCACAACCAACUCAAGUUAUUACUGAGCUCCGAAGGAGCUAUACUAGUAAAUUGGAAGAGUCAGAGAAGCGGAAACAGGAAUUGUUAGCUCAAUUGGCCGCAGAAGAACAACAUGGUCAUGAGCUCACAAAAAUAGUUAGAGAACUGCUACCUACUCCUAAGAAGACUGCAAAUCUCCAAAGGCAGCCGCGGCACAGAAGGAGGAGCAAUGAUAGAUCAAAGGUGUCAAAACGACUUACUGAAGAGGCCGAGCAAUACUUUGAAGAUUUCCUAUCAAACGUUGAAGACACCGACUUUUCAUCUUUUGAUGGAGAAAGAAGUGACACAAGUUCAACAAGGAAAGAUGUGUUACAUCAUGCUAUGAUGGAAACUCCAGUGGCUCUCCCGAAAGUUGCUUCACCUGCUGAGGCAGAUGGCGUUGUCCUUCCUUGGCUGCAAUGGGAAACUGCCAAUGAUCUUCAAACCUCCCCAUGCAAAACCAAGGCUGAGGGAGAAAGCAUGGCAUGCAGCACUAGCAAUCAGACUGUGAGCAGCCGUGGGAGCUGGAGCCCUGGAGACUACUCCACUUCAACUGCCUCUAAAGAUAAACUGCUGGCCAGGUUUGAGGAGGUCGGGAUUCGCCAAAGCAGCUGCCCUCAUUUUGCUGGAACCUCGUCAUUUCACAUUGACGACUAUCUGCAUCUGCGGCAGAGUGAGGACCUCCUCUUUGAGAAGUGGAGGCAGAAGCAAAGAAUCGAGUCUGGCGGCCUGUUCCUGUGCAGUAGACCGACAAUAUUGUAGAUUAUGGCCAAUUAUUUAUCGGCCUGGUCCUGGCAGGAUGAGUGUAGUAGUGUACCUAAUUUGGUAGGCAAUGGGUUUGAGUUAGGCCAAUAAAUGUGCAGGUUUACAUUUGGUUGCCAUGUUAGUUCAUAACUUCAUACACUUCCAUUUUUGUACGUCGGCGAUGUUUCAACCAGAACAGAUUAUGUUUCCUUGGGACUGUAAAUUUCUUCAUCGCUCCAUCCCUAUGAACUUGCAAGAGAUUCGUGUUAGCAACCAAAAUUGCUCUGUCCUUCCCAAAAA